Molecule: messenger RNA, 7632 nt
Organism: Salvelinus fontinalis (brook trout)
Lineage: Eukaryota; Metazoa; Chordata; Actinopteri; Salmoniformes; Salmonidae
Product: D(1C) dopamine receptor-like
Exons: 1
Coding region: 323-1585 (420 amino acids)
Biological process (GO): adenylate cyclase-activating adrenergic receptor signaling pathway
Cellular component (GO): membrane
Molecular function (GO): G protein-coupled receptor activity
Source: RefSeq, a predicted model, not a curated record
GCUCUUUUUGGAAGAUUCUAAUUUAGCCUAUAACAAACUGGAUGAGUCGACCACUGCCGCUGACAUUGGGCUAGACCCCUCACUAAGAUGUCUAUCCAUAGAUAGACCAUAGACAUAAUUGUCUCACCUGCUAUGAGUCAUAGCCUGUCGCGAGAGAGAAUCAUCGGACAGCACGGUUUUUUUGUAGCUUACUGAGUACUGAGACCAGUUGAAUUGCUACGGGUUGGAAGCAGUCAGAGAAACCUACAUGAGAAUAUAGACUGAAUAAUACUUGGCUAAAUGUGAAAUCGAGGCGUUUUUACCCAAAGACAGAAAAGUGCAAAUGGAAAACUAUACUGGAAAUGAAACGCAAGUUCUGUCGGAAUCUUACGCCACAGAAGCCGAGACCGGCGGGAAUGGUGUGCGGACGCUAAUUGGAUGCAUUUUGUUUGUCCUCAUUGUGUUGACACUGCUGGGGAACACGCUCGUGUGCGCCGCAGUCGUUAAAUUCAGGCACCUCCGGUCCAAGGUAACCAACUUCUUCGUGAUUUCUCUGGCGGUGUCUGACCUCUUCGUUGCUGUCCUCGUGAUGCCAUGGGAGGCAAUAUCUGAGGUGACUGGCACCUGGCUGUUUGGUAGAUUUUGUGGCAUAUGGAUAGCUUUUGACAUAAUGUGCUCGACGGCAUCAAUUCUUAAUCUGUGUAUCAUAAGCGUGGACAGAUACUGGGCUAUAGCAAGUCCUUUUAGAUAUGAACGGAAAAUGACCCACAGAGUUGCAUUUAUCAUGAUUGGAGUGGCGUGGACGCUGUCAAUUCUCAUAUCCUUCAUACCUGUCCAACUGAACUGGCACGUGGCCGAGGAGGAGACAUCAGCGGGAAACGUUAGCAACCACUCUGAGAACUGCAUCGCAAACUUGAACAAGACCUAUGCUAUUUUCACAUCACUGAUCAGUUUCUACAUCCCAGUUGUCAUCAUGGUUGCCACCUACACGAGGAUUUUCCGUAUUGCGCAAACACAGAUACGGAGGAUAUCCUCAUUGGAGAGAGCUGUGGAACAAGCGCAAAAUAACCAACACCCAAACGUUUGCGCACACGAAAACGCAUUGAAAACUGCUUUUAAAAAGGAAACAAAAGUCUUAAAGACCCUCUCCAUUAUCAUGGGAGUUUUUGUUUUUUGCUGGCUGCCUUUUUUUGUCCUAAACUGCAUGGUACCUUUCUAUGACCCUCCGUGUGUAAGCGACACCACGUUUACAAUUUUCGUUUGGUUUGGUUGGGCCAACUCUUCGUUAAACCCUGUCAUUUACGCAUUUAACGCGGAUUUCAGAAAAGCCUUUACAACUAUUCUAGGCUGCAAUAAAAUGUGUUCAAGCAAUACAUUGGAGGCUGUUAAUUUCAGCAAUGAAUUGGUGUCCUAUCACCACGACACAACGCUCCAAAAAGACGCACAAGUCUUAAUGGCUACACACCAUCCAAACGCAAUCCCCAACUUGGGAGAGGACACAACCCCACUGUUCGACAAAGCUUCUCUUAUCUCAAUCGCAUCCCGCAAUCACAAGAACAUGUUUCUGCCAGCCAAUGUCCAAUUCCAGUGUGAUGGGGAAAUGUGAUUUUCUUCAGCUGGAGCCAUGGAGUGCGAUGCAAUCCUUGGUCAAAUCCACGAUUAGAAUCUUGCACAAUUGUAGGCUAUGAUUUAUUCAUGAAGUAUUGGUUUAUUUGUAUUUAUUUAAGUUAUAUUUUAUUGUGAAAUCAUUCACUUAUUUUGUCGUGCAUAAUGCCGUGCGUAAUGUUAUAAUUUCUUUAUUACCUCACUGAUCAUGUUCAAUACAUUUAUUUUUAUUUAUUUAUUUUAUUUUACCGUUAUUUUACCAGGUAAGUUGACUGAGAACACGUUCUCAUUUGCAGCAACGACCUGGGGAAUAGUUACAGGGGAGAGGAGGGGGAUGAAUGAGCCAAUUGUAAACUGGGGAUUAUUAGGUGACCAUGAUGGUUUGAGGGCCAGAUUGGGAAUUUAGCCAGGACACCGGGGUUAACACCCCUACUCUUACGAUAAGUGCCAUGGGAUCUUUAAUGACCUCAGAGAGUCAGGACACCCGUUUAACGUCCCAUCCGAAAGACGGCACCCUACACAGGGCAGUGUCCCCAAUCACUGCCCUGGGGCAUUGGGAUAUUAUUUUUAGACCAGAGGAAAGAGUGCCUCCUACUGGCCCUCCAACACCACUUCCAGCAGCAUCUGGUCUCCCAUCCAGAGACUGACCAGGACCAACCCUGCUUAGCUUCAGAAGCAAGCCAACAGUGGUAUGCAGGGUGGUAUGCUGCUGGCUAUACAGUGAUUAUUUUAAAUAGUAGGCAUGUGUCUUGAUAAAUGGAAGGAAAUCACAUAGAAUUGUUAGCCUAGUUUUAGUCUUGCUACUAUACACACUUCAAAUAAUUGAGGCUAGUUAAAUAAAGGUUAAAUUUAAAAAAUAUAUAAAUACAAAGACACAAUUGAACGAAUAAGCUAUGUUAUGUGUAUUGCAUAAUGAGAGGAUAUCAUUACAUUUUGCUAGUGUUUUUUUUCUCAUGCCAAAAUACUUGUUCUAAUUCAAUGAUGGUGGUGGUAGUGUUUCUGUAGCAAAGUAGCUCUCAAACACAAUGGGACUAAUCUAUUUAAAAUCAAAUCACAUUUUAUUUUUCACAUUUAUUAGCAUUAAUGGUAAAAUAAUACUUAAUUAAAAGGUAAUUAUUAUGGUAUAAGUUGAUAUGUUUAAUCAGAUACAGUAUAUAAUAAUGGAACCAUAACUUGACAUUGUUUUGUGAAAAUAGCUGUGGAAAUCUUUUGCCACCUCUUACUCAAGUUAAGUCAUAAUUUAUUUAAAGUGCAUUUCACAAUGUCUCAACACACUUUACAAAGAACAUUUAAAUAAAAAAAUAUAUAAAAUAUACUCAACCAUUUGUGAAUGAAUAUAGCUAGAAAAAUAUGUAGACCUGAUUAUGUUCUUGCCAAAGCUUCACUAUAAUCGUUUGCAACUGUCUUCUGCAUAGUCCCUGACAACACCAUGUAACCCAUGGUAACAGAACCACAUCUUCCCCUCUGAUAAUUGCAUCUAUUUUUAUUUUAGGAUGAUUAUAUUCUCCAAUGCUGCUCUGCGGUGUUGGCAGAUAUAAAAUAGUAAAAUGAGCCCUGGCCCAAAAUCCCAAGGCCCCAAAUGUUUUCAAAAUCAGCUUUAGAACAUAAUUAAAUAUUCAACAUCUAAAAUAUCUCCCAUCAAAGCCAUUUCGCCCCAUGAAUCAAAUUUGAAUAAAUGGGAAGGGUGUCUAAGAUUUAGGGCUGUAUAUUAUAGGCAUUAUGUUAUAGGGCUCCCGAGUGCCGCAGCGGUCUAAGGCACUGCAUCUCAGUGCAAGAGGUGUCACUACAGUCCCUGUUUCAAUUCCAGGCUGUAUCACGUCCGGCCAUAAUUGGGAGUCCCAAAGGGCAGGGCACAAUUGGCCCAGCAUCGUCUGGGUUUGGCCGGGGUAGGCUGUCAUUGUAAAUAAGAAUUUGUUCUUAACUGACUUUCCAGGUUAAAUACAAAAUAUAGUCUACUAUUCCAAAAUGAAUACAUUUCCCUUCACAUCUGUUAAAAAAAUUACUGUCAGAGUCACCAAAUUACACCAGUGCUGUAAAAUUGGCCACACAGUUACUCAUUCUAUGCACCCUUAGUUUGUCCCUUUAGUUAGAAUUCCCAACAGCACCUCAGUCAAUCACCUGUAUGUUUCUUACCAAUAAGAGACAUUCUCUAUCACUUGCUUGUUGUAAGUCCCGCCUCCAGGUAGUGAUUUGCGGGGAUAAAGUUUGGGUGUUUGUAUAGAAUUUUGUAAAAUACGUAUGUGCACUGUCAUUGCUAGCUAAGUAGCCAGUUAGCCAGGCUCACUGGUUACCUUUUCACUGUGUCAUGAACACAGUGCUUUUUAGUUACAUUAUGCUUAUACGUACAAUAGUAAUAGCUUUGUUAUAGUAGUUACAUUCUAUGCAGAGUUUGUUGUACUGUACAGCCUGCUCUCUAUUGCAGCAGCUUAUUAGCCAAGUGUAGCAUGUUGAGUCGGUUUGGUGAGCCUCUUACUCUGUCCACCAUUACUUGGUUUAGUGACAGUUUUCGCACCAUGCGGUGGUCAUGUGUACUCUCGGGCCACAUUAUACUUUACAGUCAGAGCAUAUUGGAUCUGUAUUAUGUAGCAGUAAAGACUGCAGCUUUUUCCUGCUAUUGUCAUUCAUAUUCAUGUGCUGCAUUAUCAUUCAGUAAAGUCAAGGUGUAUCUGUAUAUAGCUUUACCCCUUUUACGUAUUAUUGUGUACUAUAAUAUGUCCUUUUAUUUUCCACCCUUUUAGAACCACUAUCUACAGUACAUUGAUGUCCAUGUGUGUGUGGGGGGGGAUCCUUCCUGUCAAUUAAACCCCCUUACCUGGACAUUCUGACUAUUCAUUGUUCUGGACAGACAUUUUGUAGUGGUUAUUACUGGCCUAAUAUCAACACCUAAGUUUUCCCCUAUUUGAAUGGUCCUUUUGGAUCUACAACCAAGCCAUAUUUUUCAAGUGCCCCUUUCAUCUUCAAUGGACAAAGGGUUGAAAAACAGAGUAGCAGUCUCUGGACACUGAGAGAUGUGACCUGGUGAACCGCAUGGCAGGUGUGUGGAGUGUAGUGUACACACAGGUGUGUUUCAUACACAAGCCAGCUGCUGUAAUGUCAUGCUGUCAUCUCGUGUUAUUAGUGAUGAUAUUUCAGCAUAUUGAUAUGGCAUUAUCCUCAUCACCUACCCUUCAUUUAGUUUUCCAAAUGGCUGCAGAUAUUUAAAGAGACAUUUCAAAGACCGUAAUUAUUUUUUACAAUUUUGCAGUUUAACAUUUGAGCUUGGACUCAUACAUGCAGUGACUUGAUCAAAAUAUAGAAUUUUAAAUGAUACAUUUUUUUUGUUUGAAAUACUAUUGAAGAAUGUGGGAAAUGAACUUUUAGGCAAAAGAGAACCAGCUUCUGAUAAAUGCCUGCAUAAAAGGAAAUGAGUUAUAUUGAAAAUACAUAGGUCAAACAAGUAUACUUGAGCAUACACUGUAUACCCACACGCAUGAGCACAAAUAAACGUGUACGCACACACACACACACACCCACACAGUGCGUUCAGAAAAUAUUCAUACCACUUGACAUAUUCCAUAUUUUUUCCCCACCCAUCUACACACAGUGCCACACAAUGACAAAGUGAAAACGUGCUUUUAAAAAUGUUAGAACAUUUAUUGAAUAUGAAGUACAGAAAUAUCUCAGUAACAUAAGUAUUCACACCCUUUUGCUAUGCCACUCCAAAUUCAUCCUUAAGAUGUCACUACAACUUGAUUGGAGUCCACCUGUGGCCGAUUACAUAUUUUGGACAUGAUUUAUAAAGAAACACAACUGUCUAUAUAUGGUCCCACAAUUGACAGUGCAUGUCAGAGCAGAAACUGUACGUAGAUCUCUGAGAUAGAAUUGUGAUGAGGCAUAUAUCUAGGGAAGGGUAAAAAAACAGUUUGUAGAGUGUUUAACGUUUCCAAGAGCACAGCGGUCUCAUCAUUGGGAAAUUGAAAAAAUAUGGAACCACCCAGACUUUGCCUAGAGCUGACCGUCCGACUAAACUGAGCAGCCCGGCAAGAAGCACUUUGAACAGGGAUUAGACCAAGAACCAACUAACCACUAUGACAAAACCGCAGAGUUCCUUGGCUGAGAUGGGAGAACCUGCCAGAAGAACUACAGAACUUCAGCAAUCUGAGCUUUAUGGGAGAGUGGAAGCCACCCCUGAGAAAAAGGGACUUGACAGCAUGCCUGAAGUUUCCAAAAAGGCACGUGAAAGACUUUAAUAGCAUAGGGCAAAAGAUUCUGUGGUCUGAUGAGACAAACAUUUUACUAUUUGGCCUGAAUGCAAAGCGCUAUGUCUGGAGAAAACCCGGUACAGCUCAUCACCUGUCUAACAUCAUCCCUACCAUGAAGCGUGUUGGUGGUAGUGUCAUGCUAUGGGUAUGCUUUUCAGUGUCAGGAAAUGGUAAAGAUAGAGGGAACAAUAAUUGGAGCCGAAUAUAGGCAAAUCCUUGAUAAGAACUUGUUUCAGAGUGCAAACUAUCUUAUAGACUGAACGUUAUUUAUAAUAAGGGUUACAUGGAAAAAAUCAGACCUCUCUGAAAUGAAAAUGGAUGGUCCUCCAUUAAGAAAAUUAUAUUUUACCUAAACCCUCCCUGAACACUUGAAAAAACAAGUGUACCCAACAUAAUAAUUCAAAACAAAGGGAAUUUCAGAAAACAUGUCUGCUGUUUACCCUCACUUCUUGGACAGACCAGAGCCUUCAGAUAUGCAGUUUUAUAAACUGUUCUUUGUUCUGUAAGCAUUAUAUGUAAACGCAGGUAUUUUGAUAGCGCACAGUACUGUGGGCCAGAAGGUUGUGGGUUCGCAGACCACUGUAGACAAGAGUAAGGGUGAAAAAAUCUCCUUUAUAGUAGAAGCAUUGCAUGAAUCUAUCAUAGUAUUUGCAGGUCCGAGAAUGAAUAAAACAUUUAUGCAAUUAUACAUAAUUUUACAUAUUAGCGGAAUAUUUUUUAAAUACCCUACAAAUUACCUAAAUUACAGGAUAAGAAUGGACAGAGAGAAAGGCCUAUGAGUUCAUCUUGUCAUAUUUGUUCUAUGCCAAUUGUGUGUCUUGUUUGCAAUGAAACUGUCUCUGCAAAUAAUGAAAUCUGAGAUGUCAUUAGGAAUCUGAGCAUGGUACUUUCAAAAGUAAAUGUAGUCCUGCUUUGUGGCAUUUUGCAAAGGCUCUAUGUGUUAUUGAUCACACUAUACAUUUUUAUGCGUGUAGAUAUGGUUGUCUUUGUUCGAUAGAGCCAUCGGACAUCUUUCAGCGGUGUUCCUAUCAGUGGAUUUGUUGCUAAAUGUGACCCAUUUCAGGAACCUAGAGCUGUGUUCAAAUACUCAUACUAACCACACCCACUGUACUAUGUGUGACGUGAAUUGAGUAUAUAGUAUGCUUAUUGGUCAUAGUAUGGAUAUAGUUAGUAUGCCAAAAGUUCCCAGAUGUCGUACUAAAUUUGCCAAAAUAAAAAAGUAUACACGCAGAGGAUGCUAUUUCUGUACUUUUGGGUCCAUUAUGAAUUCUUCAGGAAAUAGGCGCGGCUUCUCAUAGUUUUCAGAUUUGAAGAAAAUGGCAGAAAAUAUGCAGUAGAAGUACAACGAAAGCGGAUACAAAUUCAUUGCUUUAACUAAUUAUGACAAAUAUUAAGAAAAUGUUGAGCUAUGUAAUAAAGUAAUGACUUUUGAAAUAAGUUACCUUACACGUUAUGUUGGCUGACAAUGUUGGCUGACAGUUACGAACCACAUAACAUAUCAUUAAAGCAGUAUGUACUGGUAUGUUGUUAGCUAGCUAACGUUACCUAACGUUAGUUGGCUACUUAUACAUAAAACUUGCCAGUAUAUUAACUAUAGGCUAUCUAACUAACUACUCAAUGUUUAUUGACUUGAUUAUUCUCGUCAUUCUUAGCUUAGCUAAAUGGUAUAGUCGUUGUGCGUUCUCAAUGGACAUUUGGGUACUUUCGUAAAUUCGCUCUGGCUAUCUACUCUGAUUUCAGAGCACUCUCGUUUGAGUGUACCAGAGCUCAGAAUAAGGAAUUUACGAGCACUCAACACCUGUUGACU